AUGAGAAUGGUCUCCUCUCUUAAUGUUGAUUUAAUUGGGCACCAUGAGAGAUUGUGUGAGUACAAGAAAGAUGAUCUCCAGAGGAAUGUGGUCAAAUCAGGGCAGUUUGGGGAUUGGUUAAGAGGUCCAAUUGGGGACAUUUGGGAGGGUAGAGAGAGGAAAUCAUUGAGUACCCAAAGUCCUAAUCCUAAUUUUGAGUCUAGUAAAGGUGUGAGUGGGGAGGGAGAGAAAGCAAGCCCUAGUGGAACAAUGGGGGGUAAGGAGUCUAGAGGUAGCAAAUCCCCUAUACAAGGAAAUGUAAAUGCAGUAGAUGAGGAUAUUGUCAAGUCAGUAGAAUUAGUUAGGGACGGGCAGAGUCAGGGACAGGAAAGGAAGGAGAGUGAUGUGGGAGGGAAUCAGGGAGCUGAGAUAGUUGCUAUGGUAAGUGAGGAUAUAGGUGAAAAUGUGUUUGAAGAUUACAAUUUGAUAGAUGUAACUGUCCAGCAAGAGGAGCAUAAGAGUGCUAAAAAUAAAAAUCAGAGAAAUUUCAUUAGGAUAGCUAGGAGUAAGGGUGUGUCUGGUAGUGAAAAAGGGAUGGGAGGGGAUAGCAGUGGGCAUGUUGUUAAGGGAGGGGAUGUAGGAUUUAAAAGAAAAUCUAGUGGGGUAGAUUCAGAGAGACUUUCACCCGAGGAAGGAAAUAAUUGA
Molecule: messenger RNA, 684 nt
Organism: Striga asiatica
Lineage: Eukaryota; Viridiplantae; Streptophyta; Magnoliopsida; Lamiales; Orobanchaceae
Source: the annotation of a GenBank genome assembly